Molecule: messenger RNA, 719 nt
Organism: Aspergillus neoniger CBS 115656
Lineage: Eukaryota; Fungi; Ascomycota; Eurotiomycetes; Eurotiales; Aspergillaceae
Product: RPEL repeat-containing protein
Exons: 3
Coding region: 1-444 (147 amino acids)
Source: RefSeq, a predicted model, not a curated record
AUGGACCUCAACACUACUACACCUACUACUGCUGCUAGCAUCGACGAGACCUCUCUCUCCGCAUCUCCCGAACGUCGCAGUUCCCUGGAGAAGCAUCUCCAGCGUCGUCCCGACGUGCAGGAUCUCAAAGAUAGACAUAUCCUGCUCGAUACGAAUGUUGCUCCCUCCCUCCAAGCAACCCGCCAAGAACUUGCCCGCCAACGCACCACAGACGCUUUGAAGAAACAUCUUGAACAUCGGCCGGAGAGGGAGGAGUUGGUUGAGCGAAACAUCCUCCCCACCACCCACGCCGCCCCCGCACUGCAGGCCAAUGCCCGUGAGCUCGAGAAACAUAUGUUGGCUGAUCAUCUCGACCAUAAGAUUCAGAAUCGGCCGAAUCCUGAGGAUUUGAUUUCGCAGGGCAUUUUGACGGAGGAUGAGGAUCCGAGGUUUCCGGCUGUUUAGACUGCGGUGGUGGUUUGAUUGAUUGAUUGAUGAUGAUGAUGAUGAUGAUGGGUAAUGGGUGGAUGGAUAUGGUGUUUAGUGUUUUAUUUAAUUGAUUUGGUUUGAUUUGAGUGCUUCUGAUUUAUGAUGGUUGUUUCUGAAGAUAUUGAGUAUUUAGUAUACUCGUACAUGAUUGAUGAGGUAAUGGUCAUGCAAUGUUUAUUUUCAUGGUAAGUUAGUUGUUUGAUAUGCAUGUACAUCGUACAACAUCCAUCAACCCGAUAUUCCUUCUCAUC